Messenger RNA from Arachis ipaensis, 1194 nucleotides. RefSeq lists its product as uncharacterized. Gene Ontology annotation, biological process: regulation of DNA-templated transcription. Gene Ontology annotation, molecular function: protein dimerization activity; DNA-binding transcription factor activity. NCBI's taxonomy places the organism in Eukaryota, Viridiplantae, Streptophyta, Magnoliopsida, Fabales, Fabaceae. The record is from RefSeq and is a predicted model, not a curated record.
UUAGUAGUAUAUAUUAUUGCACUUUGUCCUUACCUAAUUCUUGGCAAUUAUGAAAGGGAUCUUUUUCCAUAUAUAACUCCAAUCCCUUUUUGGCAUUAUCUUAGGUUGUAACAUAUAAAUAUCUUAGUUAGUCUCACACUUGAUCUAUCAUUGAAACAAAUACACACUCUUACUAUCACACUUAAGAGAAGAAGAAUGGAACCAGCUCAGUUGAUUUCUGAAGAAUGGGGUUCUCUUAGUGGACUAUACACAGCUGAGGAAGCUGAAUUCAUGACUCAGCUUCUUGCUGGUAACUAUUCUGUCUCAGAGAAGCAUUAUUCUAGUGUUGCCAUGCCACCAUCUUCUGCAUUUUGGCCUUGCCAUGAAUCCACAAAAGUGAGCUUCAAAGGCAUCAAUGGCAAUUCCUAUUUGCCUCCUUCACAUAUUGAAAAUGCUAACUAUCUAUGCUUCUCCCAAGGGAGUAGCUCCAGUACUGAGAAUGGUAAUAUCUAUUCCUAUGAUACCACAACAAAUUUCGACUCCAUGUCCACCGAUAAUUGUUUAGAAGGUGCCAAGUUUAGUCCACAGAGUAAUGAUAACUCGAGGGCGCAGAUAAGUGGAAUCAUUGAUGAAGAUGCUAAGAUAGAGUGUGAAAGAAUGGUUUUUGAACCUGCAGAGGACUUGGAGAACCCAACCAAAAGGCUUAGGAGUUCAUCUGAGGUCCCAAGAAACAUGAGGAAUGUUAAAUCAAGGAAGGAGAAUCCACUUCCUUCUUCUUACACAAGCAACAGUGAAGAGGAUAAAGGCCCUGCAGCUCCCAAAAAUAGAAGAAGUAGCAGUGGUGCUGCCACAGAUCCACAGAGCCUAUAUGCAAGAAAAAGAAGAGAAAGGAUAAAUGAAAGGUUGAGAAUACUACAAACACUUGUCCCCAAUGGAACUAAGGUGGAUAUCAGCACCAUGCUUGAGGAAGCUGUCCAUUAUGUGAAGUUCUUACAACUCCAAAUUAAGCUUCUAAGCUCUGAUGAUUUAUGGAUGUAUGCUCCAAUUGCUUACAAUGGAAUUAACAUUGGACUAGACCUCUCUAUUACUCCUCCAACUAAAGCAAGCUGAUACCAUACAAGACAAAAAAUAAUUCAGUUCAUUUGUGAUUUUGUAUAAAAGGCACUGAAUCCAGCAUCUAAGAGUUUUUUUUUUUUUGUGUGAGAACAUUUACAA